Entrophospora sp. SA101 is the source of this 2550-nucleotide messenger RNA. NCBI's taxonomy places the organism in Eukaryota, Fungi, Glomeromycota, Glomeromycetes, Entrophosporales, Entrophosporaceae. The record is from the annotation of a GenBank genome assembly.
AUGUCAACUAUCGCAGACUCAAAAAUUUCUGAAUUAAUAGAACAAUCAAGAGUGCUAACAGAACCCAAUGAAUACAAUUUGAAAUUUUGGAUAAAAACAACAGAAAAGUUACUUUUUGAUUCAGCCUUGGAAUCAGACAACUACGAAAAUGCAUACAAAAACGGAUUGAAAAUAGGCUCAAUAAUAAUUGAAAAAUUGCCUAAACAUAAAGACUAUAAGGAAUUAAUCGAGAGCAAAAAAGAUCCAGCACUUAGUAAAACUUAUCAUGAGUUAAAAAAAAAACUUCCUAGUGUUAUUGCUAAUACUGAACAAAUAGCACUCAAAAUACAUAAUAAGCAAGAUCAUUUGAAUAAAUAUAAGAUCACUGAUGUUUCACCAAACAAAAUCACCGAGCCUUCCACUUCAUCAAAUGCAUUAACUUCAAGUCAAAAUAUCAAUCAAAGCUUGGCUGAAAAAAAAAAUAUUGGAGAGAUAACAUCAUCUACAUCAUCUUCUAAUAUAAUUGACGAGAUUCCACUUUUAUCAGUACCCGAUGAUGCUCAAAAAAUUUUGUUGCUUGAUGUUAGACACAGGAAUGAUUUUGAUCAGGGUCAUAUAAAAGCAAAAAAUAUUAUUUGUUUAGAUCCUCUCAUUACAAAGGAUGGAAUUUCUUCCAUAGACAUAGAAUCUAAACUAUUAAUUUCUCCAAAAAAAGAAUUGGACCUUUUCAAAAAGCGUGAUGAUUUUGAUUUAAUUGUCUUAUAUGAUCAAGAUUCUGUUACUAUAUCUAUAACUGUCCAAAACAACCCUCUAAACAAUUUGAUAAAUGCAAUAUAUGAAACUGAAUAUGCAAAGGAGUUGAAACAAUCACCUUUGUUACUAUAUGGUGGUUUCGAUGCCUGGAAACAUUUGUAUGGUGAGAUAGGCAUUGAAUGUACUGUUGAUGAAGAAAAUCAAGAUAAUCGACUUGAAAAAUAUGAUGGUAGCUCUGUUAACAAUGGCUUUUCUGGAAAUGGUCAAAACCAUACACCAAGAACUAGAAUAAUUAAUCAUGAUAAAUCUAAAAGAAAAGGGGUUUUUAUUUCAGACAAUAAUUUAUCUUUGGCAGAGCAUUUUCAACAACCUGGAGGUAUUUAUAAAGAAUCAAUGGUCGGAGCUGAACAUCAAACAACUCACGGCUCAAAUCAUACUAUUAAUUCACCAGCCAAACCAUCAAAACAUAAAUUACCUGAAAAUAAAUCAACAGACUCACAAAAAGAACCUUCAACUACCCGGGGAGCUAGUAGUUUGAAACGACGUCAAACCAUUUUUGAUCAUCCUUAUAACGGUUUUACUACGACUUCCAAUAACGAACAACCAAUGGAAAUACCUAAUAGGCCAUCAUCAAGUACUGGUCAUUAUCACCAACGAUUUCCUAAUUCAGAAAGUUCAUUUUCACAGUUGGGUUCAGAUGUUGGAAUUUCUGGAUUAAAAAACCUUGGCAAUACUUGUUUCAUGAAUUCGAUCAUUCAAUGUUUAAGCGGCACUAUUCCAUUUGCUCGUUAUUUUUUAGAUGGAAGCUACAAAUAUCAUAUUAACAAAGUUAAUCCUUUAGGCACAAAAGGUGCUUUGGCUGAUGCAUUUGCAACUUUAAUUAGGGUGUUAUGGAAUGGUCAAUAUCCAAUUGUUUCUCCUGUAACAUUUAAACAGGCUAUUGGAAAAUUUGCACCUCAUUUUUCAGGAACUGAUCAACAAGAUUCUCAAGAAUUCCUUGCAUAUUUAUUAGACGGGCUGCAUGAAGAUUUGAACAUUGUGAAAGCUAAGCCCAAUAUCAGAGCAUUAACAAGGAAGGAAGAAGAAAGCAUGGAAGAUCUUCCAAUUCAAAUUGCAUCAGUACUAGAAUGGGAUAGAUAUAUGAUGCGUAAUUCAUCCAUUGUGGUUAGUUUAUUCCAAGGACAAUUUAGAAAUCAACUGAAAUGCUUAUCUUGUAAAAAGACUUCUACAACCUACAAUACAUUUAUGUAUUUAUCACUGCCAAUUCCUAAAACCAAAAAAAAAAAUAGUAUUGAUUUAUUACAAUGUUUGAAUGCUUUCGUUAAAGAAGAAAUUUUAGAGAAAGAAAAUGCAUGGAAUUGUCCCAGAUGUAAAUGUUUUCAACGUGCAACAAAGCGUCUUUCAAUUUCAAGAUUACCUGAUGUUCUUUUAAUACAUCUCAAGAGAUUUUCAUUUAAAGGACCAUUCAGAGAUAAAGUGGAAACCUUGGUUAAUUUUCCAUUAAAAAAACUAGAUUUAACAAGUUAUGUACCACCUCCAAUACCACAACCUGUCAACAUUCCUGGUAAAAACACAUCAGAGUCUUCCAACACAGACGAUGAAUCAAUAAAUUCUUUGCAACAGGUUGGACCUUUUAUAUACGAUUUAUAUGCAGUAUCAAAUCAUUAUGGUGGAUUGAAUGGUGGGCAUUAUACAGCAUGUGUACGAAAUGGAUUUAAAAAUGAAUGGUAUAACUUUGACGAUAGUCGUGUGUCAAAUUGUAAUGAAGGAUCUGUUAAGUCUCGUGCUGCAUAUAAUUUAUUCUAUGUCAGGAAUUAA